Diaporthe citri is the source of this 522-nucleotide messenger RNA. RefSeq lists its product as uncharacterized. The record is from RefSeq and is a predicted model, not a curated record. The transcript has a single exon. NCBI's taxonomy places the organism in Eukaryota, Fungi, Ascomycota, Sordariomycetes, Diaporthales, Diaporthaceae. Bases 1 to 522 code for a protein of 173 amino acids.
AUGUUACGCCUUCCACUUUCCACCGUGCUCGUCAGCCUUGCUGCUGUGGUGCCAACGCUAGGCCGCUUUUACCAGACGCAUGCGAAAGACCUUGAGGUGACACUUCACCCCGAACUUCCGGCUGCACCACCCUCUGACAACCCGCCCGUCUGCGGCAACGGAUGGCUUUCCGACGAAGUCUACAUUAUCAGCAACUCUUCAGGAAAGUGCGGCUCGAAUGACCUGGGACCGUGCACAGAAUGGGCAGACAAGGUUGAGGGACUCUGCAGUGGUACUUGCGUGCACGCAGUGAACGCAGGGACCGGAGAUCCUGCGAACAUGUACGGACUGUCACAUCCCCACAUCAACGGAGGCUUCUUUAUUCUCUACAAUGGAACACGCUGCGAGUCGGACACGAUGUACUUUAAGUACACUGCGCAGAGGGUGGGAAUCGGCCCGGUGCGCUAUGUGCAGAAGAUACACGAGAAGCACAUGGAGGUCUCGCCAUUUAUGAGUUUCCAAUACCUGCAUGCUAGGGGCUAG